GAACUGUUAACGAACCCCGAAACACCGCGACCAGCACGGACAGUUACUUACUAGAACUGUACAGCGAGUCCCGGGUUUUGGAGGAAAGUCGCUGAACAAAACCUCGCGUAACGAAUAUGCUAACGUGCUACCGUGAGCUAAUGAGGCUCAGGCCGGGUAACUGAACAGAAAUAACCCGCACAGCAGCGCCGCUGCCCUGUGGAAUUAAUAGGAAACAGCGCUGCGUUUACAGGCCGCGGUCUUUCUUUCGAACAGACGAAAACAUACACACAUCUGUCUGCCUGUUAACGGCCUCAGCAUGCGUGAAUAUAAGCUUGUGGUCCUGGGCUCUGGAGGUGUGGGGAAGUCUGCAUUGACAGUCCAGUUUGUACAGGGAAUAUUUGUUGAAAAAUAUGACCCCACAAUAGAAGACUCGUAUAGAAAGCAAGUCGAGGUUGAUGGGCAGCAAUGUAUGCUAGAGAUCCUGGAUACUGCAGGCACAGAGCAGUUCACAGCGAUGAGGGACCUGUACAUGAAGAAUGGUCAGGGUUUCGCUCUGGUUUACUCCAUCACAGCACAGUCCACCUUCAACGACCUGCAGGACCUACGGGAGCAGAUUUUGAGGGUGAAGGACACAGAGGAUGUGCCAAUGAUCCUAGUUGGAAAUAAGUGCGAUUUAGAGGAUGAGAGGGUGGUUGGGAAAGAGCAGGGUCAGAAUCUUGCUCGUCAAUGGAGUAAUUGUGCCUUUCUAGAAUCUUCUGCCAAAUCAAAGAUCAAUGUCAACGAGAUCUUUUAUGACCUGGUAAGACAGAUAAACAGAAAGACGCCGGUGGAGAAGAAGAGAGCGAAAAAGAAGUCAAAUUGCAUCCUGCUGUAACACACCUGCAUCACUGCAGCAGCUCUGAGCCAGAUUGCCGAAAUGAAGAACUGUUGCCCAGCUGGCCAACAUUCCGGUUCCUCUCUACAGUUAUUGGCCAAACAAUCAAUAAGGCAGAACACCACAGACUCCUCAACUAAAACACAGACUUGACAGAAAAAGAGAGAUGCAACCUCUGCCUUUUCUUCCAGAACAGUCUUGAAAAUGUUCUCCCCCCUGCUCUUUGCUUACAGUUUUUUUCUGAAGGAGAUUCUACAAUGUGGAUCUGUGUCAGGAGCAGAAGCUCUGUCUGUGAUAUGGCAAAGGGGGGUUAGACAGUCUGGGAGAGGGUUCAGGACUUUCUUAAUGCCUACAGAAAGAAUGGGGACAUUUCAAAACGUGUUCAUGUUUAUAAAAUGAUCAGAAUUUUUUUCCCCCAUCACGUUUGGACUACCAAUAAUCAUUUGUACAGAGAAGCAGCUGUGUCCUUCAUUCAUCAAACCUUUUUUCCUGAGUGACUUAGACUCUUCUUUUCAUCUAAAGAAAUUGUGGAAAAUUAAAAAUGUCAUUUUUUCUUUAGGGUGGUUAGGUUGAAAUAAGAAAUUUGGAUCUGUCUAUCUUGAAGGUAAAGAUAUAUUGUAGCCACUGCAUUUUUUUUCACAAUCAAAGUUUUGUUAAUUUUCCAGCUUUUAAAGGUAAUUUAAUUUUAGUAUAUUUUCUUGGUGAUAUUUUGCGGUAGGCUGGAAUAAAUAUCAACCGUUUUGUGCCUGAGCAGGAGAAGGAUGAAAUCAGAUCUGUAAUGCCGAGAUGACUUCUCCUCCGAUAACCGCUAAACCAAUAAACGAUAGUCAGUCCUUGACACUUCAUUUGCCAAGUUAACAGUCUUGAUGUGUCAAAUAUUUCAUUCUUGUUUUUUUGUUUUGUUUUUUUUGUUCUGCUCCAUGGUUUAGUUGAGCAUUUUAAGCAAAGUGUCUGGCUGGCUUUUGAUUUGUUUUUAAAGUAAUGUGUGCUUUGAUUUUUUUUUUUUUUUUUUGACAUUGAUUUAAAUAAAUGUAUUUCAUAUUGA
Messenger RNA from Megalobrama amblycephala (Wuchang bream), 1901 nucleotides. It is a transcript of the gene rap1aa, whose product is annotated as RAP1A, member of RAS oncogene family a. Gene Ontology annotation, molecular function: GTP binding; GTPase activity; GDP binding. Bases 299 to 856 code for a protein of 185 amino acids. Gene Ontology annotation, cellular component: plasma membrane. The transcript is spliced from 8 exons. NCBI's taxonomy places the organism in Eukaryota, Metazoa, Chordata, Actinopteri, Cypriniformes, Xenocyprididae. Gene Ontology annotation, biological process: Rap protein signal transduction; cellular response to cAMP; negative regulation of synaptic vesicle exocytosis. The record is from RefSeq and is a predicted model, not a curated record.